GUGGGCAUAAGUUUCCUUUUUCUAUGAACAUUCAGCUCACUCGACUCCGAGUGAUGGAAGACUGACGGUCGAGUUGUUCCGGGUUGUAUGUAUGCGCUUGUUUACGUAGGAAGCUGCUUACAUAAGCGGGAGUAGCCUUCUGCUUCUGGUUGGAGUUGCUGCACUGACUAAACUAUCUAAAUCACUAAAACAAAUGAACCACGAGGAUACGACGAGAACACUCCUCAAGAACCACCAGAGAACCUACAUAUAUCCCAGCAGAUGAAUCAUCCAGACCACUCGAUCGGCGAGGGCACGACUGCUGGACCUGAUAAGACUUCCGGCGAUGUAUCCCGAUUGGCUGGUCUCACCUUCGGAACAGACGAGGACAGCUUCCACAGUCAAGACUUCAAACAAAAACAGAAACAGCAGCAGCAGCAGCAGCAACAAACUGGAGGAGCAAACCAUCUAACCUUACGAGAACAGGAGAAAGUCAUAGAUGAAGUCAAAAAAGAAAACUUCAAUCUCAAGUUAAAGAUUUACUUCUUGGAAGACAGAUUGGCAAAACUAGCACCAGAUCAGGUCGACUUGGCGCUCAAGGAGAAUGUCGAAAUCAAGGUCGAAUUUCAAACGGUCAGACAAGAGCUGAAACGAUACAAGCGCUUACUACUCGAAGCAGAACGCGCCAUCGAGCUAGCAAAGACCGAGCGCGACCAACUCCUAGAACAAAAGUCGUUAUCCGAGGAAAGAACCAGUUCUGGAUUACAAGCUGAAAUGAGGAAGGCAAGAGAUCAACUGGCGAUCAAGGACAAGUCGAUCCAGAGUUUGGAAAGCGAGCUGCAGCGAUUGAAAGAUCGACUCGAACGAUUCUCCUCAAAAGAUAACCUAUCUAAAAUCGUGUCUAGUCACGCCUCCCGAAACCAUACUCGUCAUUCGCUCUCCAAUCAAUCCGUCGAUGAAUGGUCAAAUCAAGAACAGAUGAUGGAGAUCAAGAACCUCAGGAACGAGUUAACCGAAGAACGCCAGUUGAAAGAAGACCUCCUGGGUGAUAACCAAGAUCUGCGACAUCGAUUAAUCGAAACCAAGAACGCCUUACAGGAUACGCAAGAUGAGAUCCAACGAAUCAGCCGGGUCGAAGAACAUGGCUAUCGGAGCCAUCAGAUCAGCCGAGCUCAAAGUAGGUUCGAGGAAGAUCCGGACGACUACUUAAGUUCUGGUCGAAAAUCAACACUCACUUCGAUCUCCACCGGAGGAGUCUCGAACCAAAAGAUUAUCAAAGAAUUCAAACGAGAGAUCCAGGACUUGGAGAGACAACUACGCGAAUUAGAGAAUGAGAAUAUCGAACUGAGAUCUCAAGUCAAUGCUCAAGUCAAGAUGCUUUCGACGAAGAACUCAGAAAAGGAUAAGUUACAAGAUCAAGUCAUCAAUCUGAAGAGGAAGGUCUUAGACCUACAAGAUGAGUUAGACCAAGAUGCGCGCGAAUUUCAGAAGAUUCAACAAGCCGGCCACACCAGUCUCCAUGAUCAAACAGCCGAUGAAGUUCGAGAGGAAUUGAAUAUGUAUCGAGAUAAAUCAGCAUCUGCGAUGUUGACUUUGGAGAAGAGGGAGAAGGAAGUCGAUGAACUGAAUGCCGAGUUGGACGAUCGAGAUGCGAUUUUUAACGAUGAAGUGCAGAAGAUCACUCGACAAUACAACUCUGAGCUCGACGCCAUUAAAGCUGAACGAGAUGAAUUUCAACAGGUAUUAGAUGAACGAGAAGACCAGAUUGCUGAGCUCAGUGACCAGUUGAGGGAAGUCAUCAAUUUGCAGGAAGAAACCGAUAAAUCAUUGCGAGAAACGAGAAGCAAAUUGAAAGAAAAGGACAAAGAUUAUAACUUGGUUCUCCAAGACUUGGAAGCUGCGCAAACAGAUCUCAAGGAGAUUGGGGCCGGUAAUCGGGAACUUGCGGCGGAUGUCAACGAGAAGGAGCAGCAGAUCAAUGAACUGAACGCCGAGUUAGAUGAACUGGAGCAAGAAGCAUCAAACCGAGCGACGGUUCACGAGCAAGUGGUCGCCAAACUUAAACAGAAAUUAAACCACACCAAAUCGGAAUUAACCGAGCUUUCGAUCCAACACGAAUCGAGUCUAUCUGAGCUGAAGUUCUUGCAAGACAAGCACGAAGAACUGCAACUAAGACAGGCGGAGUUGGAGGAACGACGGAAGAAGGAGUGCGAUCUGAAGCGUAGAUUGGAGCGAGAACUCGACGAUCUCGAGCGCGAAUUGAGAGGAACUCGGGAGGAAAUGGACCUGCAAAUCAUCGCCUCGAAGAAGGAAAAACGCGAAUUACAUGCUUCUUUUCAACUGGCGCUCGACACUAAACAAAAGGCUUUAUCACAAGCGGAAAGUGACAUAGCCAGUCUGAAAGGGAAACUAGAGAUCCGAGAAGAAGAUAUCGAGAAGUUGGAAAAUAUGUUGAAACGAUUAGAGAACGAAUCAAAUCAAAUCAAUCAGUCUCAAUCCCACGAUAAGUUCUCUUUGGAACUCGAAAUCGAAAGGAUCCAACGAGACCUCCUCAAUUGUACCCAAGAAUCUCAAUCCUUCAAAGAUGAAAACGAGUCCCUUAAGAACCAAAUCUCUAAGUUCCAGGCCACUAUUUCUAGUUUGAAUUCUGAGAAAGAUGAGUUAUUCGAUAAGUUGCAAGGUGUACAACGGGCCCGAGAUUCCUUGAAUGAAAAAUACGAGGAACAGACCAAGAAUCUUCGCGAAACUCAAAACGAUCUAUCGGUCACUAAGAACCGCUUACAAUCCCUGGAGGAUGAAUUAGCCUCCGAUCACCUACAGUUGAACAAAUUCGAACAUCAAUAUAAGGAUCAAAUCAGUGAACGAAACACCCUACUGUUGACGAUUUAUCAGUACAUUGAUAAACUUUUGAGCAGUGGAUCGACUCAUAGGAGGAUCAGUAGUGCCCAUGAUGUCAAACCGUUCACGAAUUUUACGGUGUUUCAUGAAAGUAUCAUCAAUCGAUUGAAGAGCUUGGGGGCCAUGCAAUCCGGAUUUGACACGAAAAUCAAAGAAGUUGAGAAGAAGCUUGAGAAACAAUAUACUGCUCUCAAGAGACAGCAUGAUAGUAGGAUGAGACAACUCGACCAAUUCGAAACGACGAUGAAAGCAGCGACCGACACGCAACGACAAUGGCGUGCGCGACUGACGACGAAGCAAGGAGAAGUGGAAGCGGCGAGGGAGACGUGCAACGAGCUACAGAAGCAGAUCAGUUCGUUGAAGACGCGGGCCUCGAUCGCAGGCACGAGUCCGGGCUCGAUCACCGAGCCACGCCAGGCCUCGACCAAGCUGGCCAACCUCGAGAAGAAGCUUGCGGCGACUCAGAAUCAGCUCAAAUCGACCGAAGAAAAGUUCAACGAGGCGAAGCUCAAAGUCAGCGCCGUCGAGUCUAGUUGGCAGGCUCGACUCAAGGAAUUGCAGGAUCGGAAUAAGGAGCUCGAGGAGAAAGUCAAGCGCGAGAAAAAAUCGGCCGUCGAACGUAAGUCUCACCUCGAUCAUCAGCUCUCCGAUUUGAAGGAUCAGAUCGUCGCCUCCGAUCAUCGCUCUAAACAGUUGGAGGAACUCUUGAUCUCUCAUCAACAAAACAUUCAUCCUCAUGAGUAAUCAUUCUUAUCGAUACAUAUUUGGCUCAUCCAUCUUUCAAAUCUUGGCAAUAUCAUGUAAACAAUAAUUAUUAUCAUUCAUAUAUAUUUAUGUGCAGCCUCAUUCAAUGUACAUAUGUAAAAGCCUUUUUUUUCCUCCUUCCUUACUCAUUUUCCCAUUCCCUUUUUUUAUGUUCUCAUAACUUUCUCAUUUUUUGUUCUAAGCCUUUUUGAUGUUUUAGUUUUAGGUUUUCAAGUGUCAAGCUAGAGAUACCUUAAUUAUCGUCUGGAUGUCUUGUCAACGACUGAUCUCUUUCAGCAUCUUUCUUCUUCUUCUUCUUCAGUCUUGGCUUCUCUCUUGUUUUUUCUUUUUUUGUUCCUGAUGAUAUCCGCUGUGUUGUAUGAUUGACUUCCCUCUUACCUACCCUAACCAAUCUAAUUUUGUUUUUUUUUGUUCUUCUUCUCCUUUUUAUGGGGAGGGAGUGGG
Messenger RNA from Puccinia graminis f. sp. tritici CRL 75-36-700-3, 4086 nucleotides. RefSeq lists its product as uncharacterized. Gene Ontology annotation, cellular component: microtubule organizing center. Bases 262 to 3621 code for a protein of 1119 amino acids. NCBI's taxonomy places the organism in Eukaryota, Fungi, Basidiomycota, Pucciniomycetes, Pucciniales, Pucciniaceae. The transcript is spliced from 11 exons. The record is from RefSeq and is a predicted model, not a curated record.